GGCGUGGGCGGAUAAAAUGGCGGCAGGCGCCGCUGCCCUGAAUUGGAGGCGCGUUUCUUCUUUCACGGGGCCGGUCCCCCGAUCCCGCCAUGGCCAUCGCGCCGUGGCGAUCCGCGAGCUGGUCAUCAUCUUCGGGGGCGGCAACGAAGGCAUCGCCGAUGAGCUGCAUGUAUACAAUACCGCCACAAACCAAUGGUUCCUUCCUGCUGUCAGAGGAGAUAUUCCACCAGGGUGUGCAGCCCAUGGAUUUGUCUGUGAUGGUACCAGAAUAUUAGUGUUUGGAGGAAUGGUUGAAUAUGGAAGAUAUAGUAAUGAUUUGUAUGAACUGCAGGCAAGUCGAUGGCUGUGGAAGAAAAUGAGACCCCAGCCCCCUUCAGCAGGUUUGCCUCCAUGCCCUCGCCUUGGCCAUAGCUUCUGUCUAUAUGGCAACAAGUGUUACUUAUUUGGUGGACUGGCAAAUGAGAGUGAAGACUCAAACAAUAACAUUCCAAGAUAUUUAAACGAUUUCUAUGAAUUGGAGCUACAGCAUGGAUCAGGAGUCAUAGGCUGGAGCGUUCCAUUGACCAGGGGAGUUUUGCCGUCUCCCAGAGAAUCCCACACAGCUGUUAUAUACUGUAAAAAAGACUUGGGAAAUCCAAAAAUGUUUAUGUUUGGAGGAAUGUCUGGUUGCCGGCUGAAUGACCUUUGGGAGCUUGAUAUAGAGACAAUGACUUGGUCGAAACCAGAAACUAAAGGGACAGUGCCACUUCCCCGUAGUCUCCAUACAGCCAGUGUAAUAGGAAACAAAAUGUACAUUUUUGGUGGAUGGAUCCCACAGAGUACAGAUGAGAGCCUCCCUGCUCAAGAUGGGGAAUGGAAAUGUACUGGUUCAUUUUCAUACUUAAAUUUAGAGAAACCACCAGCACCAUCGCAGGUACAGUUGAUCAGAGCUACAACUAAUUCAUUUCAAGUUAAAUGGGACGAAGUUCCUACUGUUGAAGGAUACCUUCUUCAACUACAUUUAGAUGUGCCCACACCGGUUGCAACUGACGUAUCCUUUACUGUGACACCUGAGCCACAGUCAUCCUGUGUGCAAGGAACUAAACUGGAUCUCCACCCCAAAACUCUCAGUGCCUCAAGCAAUGUGCAAAUUUCCAUUUCAGAGGCUAAGGCCAAGAUUCCAGAAACUGAAAAUACGAAGAAAAACCAUUCCGUUUCCAAAGAGUCCAAUGUCCCUUUAUGUUUGCCUGCUAGCACUUUAGUUAAAGAGUCUCCAGUGCCCUCAACUAGAGCCACAGUUGUUAACCCUCUUGAUUCAGCUGUUCAAUCACCUAAAACUUCACCACCAAAGCAGAAUUCAAGAGUGAGGACACAAGAACGAAAGUGGAAUGAUGUUGGGAUUUUUCAAAGCAACACGGCAUUAGUGAGCCAGUUUUAUUUGCUGCAAGAAGAAAAGAUUUUUUCCAGCAAGAAGGGAGACAAUACAGAUAUUCCAAAUGCCAGUUUAUUUAAGAAACAGGAUCUCGCUCCUGGCACUUUAUACAGGUUCAGGGUUGCUGCAAUUAAUGGAUGCGGUGUAGGGCCUUUCAGCAAAAUCAGUGAAUUUAAGACUUGCAUCCCUGGAUUUCCCGGAGCACCUUCAAUUGUCAAAAUUAGCAAG
Molecule: messenger RNA, 1639 nt
Organism: Thamnophis sirtalis
Lineage: Eukaryota; Metazoa; Chordata; Lepidosauria; Squamata; Natricidae
Source: RefSeq, a predicted model, not a curated record